Molecule: messenger RNA, 2835 nt
Organism: Lepisosteus oculatus (spotted gar)
Lineage: Eukaryota; Metazoa; Chordata; Actinopteri; Semionotiformes; Lepisosteidae
Product: TBC1 domain family member 10A
Source: RefSeq, a predicted model, not a curated record
UAAGGGGCGGAUCGGAAACUGGGAAGCGGCGUCUGAUUUGAAACAGAGUUACAGUUUACAGUUGUUACUUGUUGUUUUGUUACUGCCUUCUUUGAUUUUGAGAAACCACUUUUUUUUUUUGCUAUCAUGUCGCGGAGAAAGAGCAGUCACGGAAAGUCGCCACGAAGGCGUAAUGUGGUUUUGGGGUUUGACGAAUUUGGUUUCGCUGUGUUAGGUAGAAAAGAUGUGAAAAUAUCGCCAGGCAGAUGUCACGAAUACAGCUACCCCAGACCAAAUGCUGUGAAGGUGAAGGAAUUGUGUCAUUUGCUCAGCUACUGGAAUGGUUCGAGUUUCAUCUGCAAGAACCAGAUUGAGCAAUUUAUUAAAAUAGGGCUUCCACCUGAGUUACGCGGGCGUGCAUGGAAGUCUCUUCUGGAUGUUGAGUCAGUGAAAGGUGGCAGUCCUUUCAAUUAUCAGAACUGUCUCAAAGAAAUUCGAAGGCCUCUCGUUGACCUUGGUGUGACGGAGUAUAGUAUCCGUUCUGCAAUCACCAUUUUGAGUGAAACGGAGAAUGAAAUGAGAUGCACAGAAGAUGGUCCUAAUCCCAGUUGCGAGUUCACCAACAGUGAUGUUGUCAUCUUCAGACAAGUGGCUCUUGACCUCCAGAGAUCUUUUCCUACUCAUCGCUCAUUAAUGGGUGACACCCCAGAAGCUAUUGAAGGGCAAGCCAAGCUCUUUCGUGUCCUCAUCGCGUACGCAAAGUAUAAUCCCCAGAUAGGAUACAGCCAAGGUAUGUCAUACCUUGCAGCUGUACUCCUGAUGCACUUGUCUGAAGAGGAGGCGUUUUGGGCCCUUGUGAUUUUAUUAGAGAGACCUAAAUACUUAUCAGGGCUGUUUGACCAUUCUUUACACAAAAUCCAGCACAAUGCAAAGGUUUUCCAACAGCUCCUGAAGCACAGAAUGCCACAGCUUUCACAGCAUAUUGAAGGUCUUGGAGUGUCUUCCUUGCACUACGUGAUGCCCUGGUUUCUGACGCUGUUCACUUCUCUGCCCUGCUGGGACUCUGUGCUGGCUGUGUGGGACCUCCUCAUGCUCCAUGGCAUAGCAGUGGUUUUCCGCACGGGGCUGUGCAUUUUCCAACUGCUUGAGCCCCGGCUGCUGCGAAUGCCAGACAUGUCUCUGCUGCUGCCCACGCUGCUCAGGGUGCCUGUUGAUGUCUCCCGCUACAGUGCUCUGGUGCCGGCCCUAUGGAACACCGAGGUGCAGGAGUGGGAGAUUGACUGCAUGCACAGCCUCGUUCUGGAGGAGGACCGGGAAGAACGCUGCCCAGAACCUGUGGAAGGUGCCCCCAAGAGCUUAUUUGCCAAAGUGUUAGACACAGCCCGUCGUUAUCUGGGAGACACGGGCAAAGAGGACGACAGCAGGGAGAUGAAGAAUCUCCCCAUUCACAGAAGUCCAAUUGUUCCCUCUCGCUCAAAGCCCUGCUCAUUCUCCUCUCUCAGGCGAGGACAGAUUAAGAGGAGGAAAAAAAUAAACAGCAGCGUUAAGGACUCAAGCCAGAGACUCCAAUCCCAAGGUCUGGUAACAGUGCAGAGCCAGCGAAAUACCAUCACGUCUUCCAUGGACCUAGAUGGAGAGAUUACAGGGGACCGCACUCCAGACUCCUCCUUGAGAAGGAAGAGCUCAGGGCCAGCUAACAGACCUCUGGGGUGGAGGACACAGACCCAGAGGGUUUGGAAGAAGUCUCCGAAACCUCAGCUGAACAAGGCACCUCUUUCUCCAUUGCUGGUUCAUCAGGCCCCGAAGGGGAGUUCCCGCAUUUCUGCACCUGAGUAUGACUCACUGUUGGAAGCUACAGAUACUCACAGCAGGGAGCCGUCACCAAGACAUAGCACACUGAGCAAGACAAAGAGCUCCUUGGAGAACGCUCAAGAAUUGCAACUUAUCUGAGAGCUGAGGGCGUCAAGUGGAAGAACGGGUACAGGCUAUAAAUUAACCUCCUAAACGGCAACUCCCACAGUAGCUGACAUGCUGUUAAUAUUUGAAAUUAUUUUUAAUAGCUCUUUUUAAAAGAAAAUUCACAUGACUAGUAUAGCAGGUGUAACGACAUAAAAAGCAACUCGAAAAAUUAAAUCCUUUACACAGUUGUUUUUAGCUCAUGCCUUUUGAGAUGUAUGCCGUGAGAUUCGCUCUCAUCUAGCUACUAGUAAAUGAUGGUUUUUAAGGAAAUGGAGUGAUACUUUACUAAUGUGAUAUUUCACUACUCCUAUUUUAAGAAUAGCUCACUGUUCCUGUAGUUCUUUGCUGUUUGGCUUUACAUUGCUAACCAGCUCACACCAAGCUAAUGAAUGUUCAAACCAGACAGACCUCUUUAUUUCUAAGCUUGACUGCUGCGUUAUAACUGUCUAAACAGGACUUCACUUGGUCAAAAGCUGUAUAAUUAGAAAGUUCUUAUUUACAUAAUGGAGCCUUUGUAAUCAGACUAUAAUUGUGCUAAACUGAAGGUUUGAAAGACAACAGUCUCAUAAUAUUGGAUACUCUUCAGAAGGCUUUAGCUCGUAUUCCUUUUAGAAACCUAAUUUAGCAUUUAAAUGCAUGAGUCUUUUUAAGAUGUUAGGCCUAUAGACCUAUAGCGGUACAUAUGAAUCAAAUAUUUAUCAUGGUUAAUUUUAAAUUAUUUUGAUAAAUAUUCCUAGCUAGAUUUGUGUGGUGCUUUGAGACAUUCAUCCAGCUUUAAAUUGCAAACGCAAUGUAUUUUUGGUUUUUGUCAGCUAUAAAUUAACACUUUAAAACUUUUUUCCUUGUUGGCUUACUUGUGAAAAUGUAGAUGUAUUAUUGUGAUUUGUUUUAAUACUA